Coccinella septempunctata (seven-spotted ladybird) is the source of this 1653-nucleotide messenger RNA. It is a transcript of the gene Fntb, whose product is annotated as protein farnesyltransferase subunit beta. Gene Ontology annotation, molecular function: protein farnesyltransferase activity. Gene Ontology annotation, cellular component: protein farnesyltransferase complex. NCBI's taxonomy places the organism in Eukaryota, Metazoa, Arthropoda, Insecta, Coleoptera, Coccinellidae. The record is from RefSeq and is a predicted model, not a curated record. The coding region runs from base 71 to 1264 and encodes 397 amino acids. The transcript has 10 exons. Gene Ontology annotation, biological process: protein farnesylation.
UAUUUGAUGUUCUGUGGGAUAAACUGCUCAAAUUUUUCCACUUAAUUUACUUCAUAAAUCGUAAACCAUAAUGCCUCAUAUUUUUUCUUGUAGAAAUCUGGAAUUUUUAAAAUCAUUAAGAUUUAAGGAUGAGGAUAUACAGACACUCACCUCAGUAGAGCAGAAAGGAGUUGAAGAGGAAGUAUUCAUUAAAUACUCCUUGUUUCACAACCCUACAAAUAAUUCUUCAUCUAUACCAGAUCUUAUUAGGCACAAACAUGCAUUUUUUCUAAAUAAUACCUUAAGAAGAGUAUCUAGGGGUUAUGAGGCUUUGGAUGCCAGUCGAACUUGGAUUUGUUAUUGGGUGUUGCAUUCGUUGAGCCUAUUAGAUAUUAAAAUUUCGGAUAAGGUGAAGACAGCUUGUAUAAAAUUCCUGGCAAAAUGUCAAAAUUCAGAAGGAGGAUUUGGGGGUGGUCCAGGACAAAUUUCUCAUUUAGCUCCAACUUAUGCAGCUGUUAAUGCCUUAAUUAUAAUUGGUACUAAAGAAGCAUAUGAUGUUAUCAACAGGGAAAAAUUAUUAGAUUUUUUAUGGUCUUUAAAGCAAGAAAAUGGAUCUUUCUGUAUGCAUGUUGAUGGUGAAAUUGACAUAAGAGGAGUCUAUUGUGCCCUAUCCGUAGCCGAAUUAACUAAUACCUCUUCAAAUGAGUUAUUUGAUAAAACUGCUGAAUGGAUCAUCAGCUGCCAAACUUAUGAAGGUGGUUUUGGAGGUUGUCCAGAUAUGGAGGCACAUGGAGGUUAUGCAUUUUGUGGAUUGGCAGCUCUCACAAUAUUGAAGAAACAGCAUCUUUGUGAUAUACCAGCUCUUUUGAGAUGGUUGGUUCACAGACAAAUGAGAUUUGAAGGUGGUUUCCAGGGUCGAACAAAUAAGUUGGUCGAUGGCUGCUAUUCUUUUUGGCAAGGAGCAGCUUUAGCAAUUAUAAACAUGUUUAUCGAUAAACCUCCCAAGAAUUACCUUUUUGAUAACAAGGCACUACAGGAAUAUAUCCUUAUAUGUGCCCAGCAUGCUAAUGGUGGAUUGAUAGACAAACCAGGAAAACAUAGAGAUGAAUAUCAUUCUUGUUAUGUUCUGAGUGGUCUCUCCAUAGCCCAACAUCUCAUACCAAAUGUCGAAAUUUUAGGUACUUUGAAAAACGAAGUUAAAAUUACACAUCCUGUUCACAACAUCCGCCUUGAUUUGUGCAAUAAAGCAAUCAUGUACUAUUCAGCAAAGGGGUCACAAUUUUAAAAGAAACCUCAAAAAUGUGAAUAAUUGGAAUUUCAAUAUUGAUUCAAUCAAGGAUUGUAGUUUUUUACAAAUAACAAAUUUUUAUCGUACUGGUAUAAUCAUUUGUUUUGAUUACCAAAAAUUUUUAUAUGGAAAAUCCAGCAAAAGAUUUCGGUUGCAGUUUUUUUGCUUCUUUCGUUUUGAUGCAGCUCAAUCAGGAAGUCUACUAGUUUGAAGUACAACACUAUAUCAGAGUUGGACUCUACUUUUGUGUUCAAUAUUUAUAAGUCUCAUAUCCAAGUUGUUGAGCAAGGACUACUUUUUAAUCUCAUAAAGAACUCAAUUUAUUUAAAAGAAGGCUAAUUCAAAAUUCAUAUUUUGAAUUAUUUUGUAAAUAAAAGAUAAGAAAU